Messenger RNA from Manis pentadactyla (Chinese pangolin), 3679 nucleotides. RefSeq names its product N-acetyllactosaminide beta-1,6-N-acetylglucosaminyl-transferase-like. The record is from RefSeq and is a predicted model, not a curated record. Gene Ontology annotation, cellular component: membrane. The transcript has 3 exons. Bases 250 to 1470 code for a protein of 406 amino acids. Gene Ontology annotation, biological process: transforming growth factor beta receptor signaling pathway. Gene Ontology annotation, molecular function: acetylglucosaminyltransferase activity. Lineage: Eukaryota; Metazoa; Chordata; Mammalia; Pholidota; Manidae.
CGAGCGCCGCGGCCCCGCCCGCGGUCCGAUUCAGCACCCGGGGCCUGGAGACCCGAGAGCAGCAUCUCCCAGGGGCCUGGGCGCGCCCGCGAAGCAGGGGACAAAUGAGGACUAAAGGACUCGGGGAAAGGAAGCCCCCUGCAGAAGCCGUCGGAAUUCAAGACCCGCGGAAGUAGUCAAUCCACCCUCUUCACACUUGUGGCUGCAGGCACGGAGCUUUCUCCAUCCCCGGAGAGAUUCCUUCCCCAAAUGAAAAUAAUGAACUUUUGGAGGUAUUACUUUUUUGCUUUCACUGUGCUCAGUGUGAUUAUUUUUGUGAUCCUUUAUUGUAACAGCCAGUUAAACCUGCCAGAUAGUUACAGGAAGCUGAACAGUUCCAGUGAGAGUUAUUUUAGAAUACAUGCUUGUAAUUACGCCUUAGAAAACAAGGCCACCUUUUUGUGGAGAAAGACAUUGACAUCACCUUUGGGAAGUGUCCCUUGCAAGGACUAUCUGAUCCAGAAUCACUACAUCACCAGCCCCCUGUCGGCAGAGGAAUUUGAGUUUCCUUUGGCGUAUGUCAUGGUCGUCCAUAAGGACUUCGACACUUUUGAAAGGCUCUUCAGGGCUGUCUACAUGCCCCAGAACGUCUACUGUGUUCAUGUGGAUGAGAAAGCCCCAGCUGAGUUUAAGAAAUCUGUGUGGCAGUUACUGAGUUGCUUCCAAAAUGCUUUUAUUGCUUCAAAAAUAGAGCCUGUGGUCUACGCAGGAAUUUCCAGGCUCCAGGCUGACUUAAACUGCCUCAAAGACCUGGUAGCCUCGGAGGUUCCGUGGAAGUACUCCAUCAACACCUGUGGGCAAGAUUUCCCCCUGAAAACCAACAAGGAAAUAGUGCAGUAUCUGAAAGGAUUCAAGGGGAAAAACAUCACCCCGGGGGUGCUGCCUCCCCCUCACGCAAAGAAGCGGACUAAAUUUAUCUUCCGAGAGUACAUAGGCAGGGCUGGCUCUUUUGUGAAAAAUACCUAUAUUUUGAAAACCCCACCUCCACAUAAGCUGACCAUCUACUUUGGCACUGCCUAUGUGGCACUGACCAGAGAGUUUGUCCACUUUGUCCUGCAUGACAAAAGGGCCAUUGAUCUCCUACACUGGUCUAAAGACACCUAUAGUCCUGAUGAGCAUUUCUGGGUGACCCUUAAUAGGAUUCCAGGUGUCCCUGGCUCCAUGCCAAAUGCCUCAUGGAUGGGUAACCUCAGAGCCGUCAAGUGGAUUGACAUGGAAGACAAACACGGAGGCUGCCAUGGCCACUACAUACACGGCAUUUGUAUCUAUGGAAACGGAGACUUAAAGUGGUUGAUUAAUUCACCAAGCCUCUUUGCUAACAAGUUUGAGCUUACAACAUACCCCCUUACUGUGGAAUGCCUAGAACUGAGGCUUCGAGAAAGAACCCUAAAUCAGAGUGAAACGGCAAUACAGCCCAGCUGGUAUUUUUGAUCUGCUCCUGAUGGAAGGGAGAUUGCAGUUCGGAAGAAGAACUUUAUGAGACAACUUUGUCCUGGUUAUGUUAGCAGUUUCAGGACUGAGGUUAUGGCCUCAGGACCUGUCUACGUUAUUGUAUGUUAAAAUACCCACUGGGCACUGUGAAAUAGGCUGACAGGACGCCUGCACGGAGCGGGCCUGGCGCCUCAGCCACUCCGGCAGCUUCCUGACGCUCACUCCUGUAUCAGGCGAAUGUUCUGAUCAGUGAUAAAUUUAACUGCAUCAGAUCUUUGCAUCAGAUACUCAUCAUAUAUAAAUGUUCUUAUGAAAAGGAGAAUUGUAGGUAAUAGUACGUAGGAAAAUAAGAAGUGGGUGUCUCUGAAGAAAGAAUCUGUCAUAACAGAUCUAUAGUCAUGCCAUGGACACCACUCAUCUUUGCCUCAGCUGCACACAGGCAUAGAAACAGCUUUCUGGCACCUCACCAAUCUUUUUUUAAAACUUGAGCUUCCAGAAUUGAGAACUAAAUCUUGUUCCUGGUUCAACACUAGCAUUUUCAGUUUACCUUGUCUAAUAUUCUGUAUAGACUGUAAAGUCAUUAAUAGGAGGCAUGAUGUGCUUUAAGAUGCUUACUGGCUGUAGCUUCAGUAAAAGGAACCCAGGGAGAGAACACAUAUCUUGAUUAUAUGUCAGAACAUGCUGAGCCUCUUCCAUUGUUUUCCAUUGAGAACAUUGGAAAGUUCUUGCAGAAUGAAGAUACUCCUUGAAGAGAGGAGCUAUUGCAUAGGUCUAGUCUAAGUCUCUAACAUCACUGAAUGUAUCACUAUCCUCUUCUGUCACCACCCUCCACCCCCACCCAAGUUACCAGACUUGCAAGAUGGAGACCUAUCCUGUGAAGCUUUAAGGACUUCAGAGUAUUCUCUGAGGAGCUUGCAAUGCUUGGUGCUGGUAGGAGGGCUUAGAUUGUUAGGUGCUUUUAGUGCUUUAAGUGUGAGUGAGCAUCUCCGUUAUCUCUUGUUCUGUUCAUUCAUCCACUUUAUUCAUCCGAUUCCUUCACUCAUUCAAUUCAUUCAUUCCUCAUGCAGCCAGUAAAUAUUUCCUGAGUGUUUGUUAUGCACCAGACACAUGGUUGUGACAAGGAGAGAAAUUAAGACAGAUGCUUUCUCAUUCUGAUGAUCUUGGUAAUAAUGUUGGCUUGGAAAGGCUGUCCUUGAGAAUCUUACAGAGUAGUUGUAUUUUCACGCAUUCAUGUGCAGAGUUGUAGAUGACCAAGGAUAUCAGUAAUUACAAACUGAGGACUGAAUCUGAGAUCAUUCCAAAGAGAGAAGGGAGGGAGGAGACUGAAGCUAAAGCCUGUUGUGCUCUAAGCACCCAGCCAGUUCCUUUAUGUCUCUCUGCACUCAAACCUCACAACACUCUUGCAAGGCUUGUAGUGAUUACUUCCAUUUUGCAGAAGUAAGUGAGGCUCAACAGGUUGGUAAUAAACAUUAGAAAACAAGUUCUCUGUCUGAGAAUUGGGAUUCUCUUUAGUGGUCUCCUUAGUUUAUUUCCUGAGGCGGAAUAUUCCGAGAAGGUGAAAUAAAGCCAUAUUUAGGAUACUAGAGAAAAUAGGUGUUAAGAAUGAUCUCAGUGUUAAUAUUGAGAAAAUGUCCUGUCCCCUCAGAAAAAUGUGAAGUCCAGUUUUGGAUUCCUCUCAUCCAUUGAGUUCCUUAGUAUUUAUUUAUUCUUAUAAGAAACAGCUACUACAACUAAUGAUACAUUUAAUUAACACAAAAAAUGUUAUGAUUUCUUUCUGUAAUUUUUGCUUGUUGAAUGUUAAUCAUAUUUAAGAGGAUGACUGAAAAUAAGCCUCUUUUCCUGCUACUGAAAAAGACUGAACCGUAUUGGGUGGCCAAGGGUUGAAGGGCAGGGAACACACCCAGAACCAAUGUGGAGUCUAAAAAUCAUUUGUUUUCAACUUAAAAUGACACCACCUGAGAAGAAGAAAUAUUUUACACUGGAUCUUUCUCAUGUAGAAUGAGAAAUCUUUUGGAAUAGAAGAUGUUUACAUGUCCGCUGCUGGUCAUCUCUCCUGUGUCUUAAAUAGUUUAAUAUUGGAAAAGUGUAGUGUGUGGACCAGUGGGUGCCUGCUAGCCCAUGGGGAUGCUCUGUAACUACUGAAUCCGACUUUAUUUUCAAUGAUGUUCCAUGUUGUUUUCUUGGAAAUAAAUUAAUAUAUUAUUUUCCA